Messenger RNA from Triticum aestivum (bread wheat), 3142 nucleotides. Its product is annotated as probable mixed-linked glucan synthase 8. NCBI's taxonomy places the organism in Eukaryota, Viridiplantae, Streptophyta, Magnoliopsida, Poales, Poaceae. The transcript has 3 exons. Gene Ontology annotation, cellular component: membrane. Gene Ontology annotation, molecular function: cellulose synthase (UDP-forming) activity. The coding region runs from base 277 to 2910 and encodes 877 amino acids. The record is from RefSeq and is a predicted model, not a curated record. Gene Ontology annotation, biological process: cellulose biosynthetic process.
UGCAUUGGUCCAGUGGCCCGGCCAGCCAGUACCCCUCCCUCAUGAGUUUCACGACUCUCGACUCCUCCCCCUAGCCUCCCAGCUCCCAGGACAUGGCGAAGCGAGCACUGCGUACCCUGCGUCGGUGGCCGCUGGCUGGCCUGGGCUUAGUUUCACCUCGUACCAUAUCUCUAUAUAGCGGUCGCAUCUCGCAUAGCCGUCGUGCGCCAACACACACACACACACUGUGCUUCCUCGAGCUUUCAUGCAUAGAAGCUAGAUACGCAGUGCCAGCCAAUGGUUUCGCCGGCGACCAGCGGUGGCCGUGGCGGCAAUGCGGGCCUCGCCGACCCGCUGCUUGCGACGAACGACGACAGCGACGGAGCACGGCAUGUGUUCGGCGCCAAGGCGAAGUACUGGGCUCCCGCCGACGAGAAGGAGAUGACGGCGUCACGGGAGUGCAGCGGCGAGGACGGCCGGCCGCUGUUGUACCGCACGUUUAAAGUCAAGGGCUUCCUUGUGAACACCUACAGGUUCUUGAACUUGGCCAGACUUACGGCGGUCAUCGUGUUUUUCGCAUGGCGUGUGCAGCACCCAGAUUCCGACGCAAUGUGGCUGUGGUGGAUCUCGGUCGUCGGAGAUUUCUGGUUCGGCCUGAGCUGGUGGCUAAACCAGGUCCCGAAGCUCAACCCCACCAUAUGCAUCCCCACGAUCCCCCUCCUGAGACAGCAGUUCGACCUGCCCGACGGCGGCUCCAACCUGCCCGUCCUGGACGUGUUCAUCAGCACCGUCGACCCUGUGGAGGAGCCCAUGCUCCACACCAUGAACUCCAUCCUCUCCAUCCUCGCCACCGACUACCCGGUCGACAAGUACGCCACGUACCUCUCGGACGACGGCGGAUCGCUGCUCCACUACGACGGGCUGGUCGAGACCGCCAAGUUCGCCGCCCUGUGGGUUCCGUUCUGCCGGAAGCAUCACGUUGAACCAAGGGCGCCGGAGAGCUACUUCGGGAUGAAGAUCCGCCCGUACACGGGGAAUCUGCCCGAAGAGUUCCUCGAUGACCAUAGGCGUUUGCGGAGGGAGUACGAGGAGUUCAAGACGCGCCUGGACGCACUGUUCACUGUCAUCCCGCAACGGUCAGAGGCGCACGGCCGUGAAGACGCCAAAGGAGGAGGAGGGAAGGCGACUUGGAUGGCGGACGGGACACAGUGGCCUGGCACAUGGACUGAGCCGGCUGAAGGUCACCGGAAAGGAGAUCACGCUGGAAUUAUUCAGGUUAUGCUGUCCCAGCCAAGCAGCGAGCCUCAGCUCGGCGAGCCAGCAAGCUCCGACGACGGUCCGCUGGAUUUCAGCGCCGUCGACGUGCGGCUGCCGAUGCUGGUGUACGUGUCCCGGGAGAAGCGCCCGGGCUAUGACCACCAGAAGAAGGCAGGCGCGCUGAACGUGCAGCUGCGCGUCUCCGCUCUGCUCUCCAACGCGCCCUUCAUCAUCAACUUCGACUGCGACCACUACAUCAACAACUCCCAGGCCUUCCGCGCCGCCAUGUGCUUCAUGAUGGACCGGCGCGACGGCGACAACGUCGCCUUCGUCCAGUUCCCGCAGCGCUUCGACGACGUCGACCCCACGGACCGGUACGCCAACCACAACCGCAUGUUCUUCGACGCCACCAUGCUUGGCAUGAACGGCAUCCAGGGGCCCUCCUACGUCGGCACCGGCAGCAUGUUCCGCCGCGUCGCGCUCUACGGCGCCGACCCGCCUCGGUGGCGCCCGGACGACGUCAAGGUGCUGGAGAACCCCAACAAAUUCGGCAAGUCGAUGACGUUCAUCAACUCCAUACCGGUGGCCGCGAACCAGGAACGGUCCGUCAUGUCGCCGGUGUCGCUUGACGAGCCGGCAACGACGGAGCUGGCCGACGUCAUGACGUGCGCGUACGAGGACGGGACGGAGUGGGGCGAUGGCGUCGGGUGGGUGUACGACAUGGCGACGGAGGACGCGGUGACCGGCUUCCGGCUGCAUCGGACGGGGUGGCGGUCCAUGUACUGCGACAUGGAGCCCCCCGCGUUCUGCGGCACGGCCCCGAUCAACAUGACGGAGCGCAUGUACCAGAUCCUGCGCUGGUCGGGGGGCUCCUUGGAGGUGUUCUUCUCCCGUUUCUGCCCGCUCCUCGCCGGCCGUCGGCUCCACCCCAUGCAGCGCGUCGCCUACACCAACAUGACGUUCUACCCGCUCUCGGCGCUCUUCGUCGUCUGCUACCACCUCUUGCCGCUGAUGUGGGUCUUCAACGGCCGGUUCUACAUCCAGAAGCCCUACCCGACGUACGUGAUGUACGUCCUCAUCAUCAUCAUCUCCAACGAGGUGAUCGGCAUGGUGGAGAUCGUGUGGGCGGGGCUCACGUUGCUCGACUGGUUCCGCAACGAGCAGUUCUACAUGAUCUGCGCGACGGGCGUGUACCCGACGGCGGUGCUGCACGUCGUGCUCAGGUCCCUCGGCCUGAAAGGCAUAUCCUUCAAGAUGACGGCGAAGCAGCUGGCCACCGGCGCGAGGGAGAGGUUCGCCGAGCUGUACGACGUGCAGUGGGCGCCGUUGCUGAUACCCACACUGGUGGUGAUCGCCGUGAACGUGGUUGCCAUCGGCGCGGCGGUGGGGAAGGCGAUCACCUGGGGCUGGUCGGCCGGGCAGGUCGUCGAGGCGGCCAGCGGGCUCAUGUUCAACGUGUGGAUCCUGCUCAUGUUCUACCCGUUCGCGCUCGGGGUUAUUGGGCGCUGGGGCAAGAAGCCCUAUGUCCUCUUCGCCAUGUUUGUGGCCGCGUUCGCUGCCAUUGCGGCGGUGUAUGUCGCCGUCCAGGCGGCGCUCGCUGGCAACCUGCCGUACUUCCAGCUGGGACACUGGUCGAUCGGCGGUGCCGUUUCUCUGCCAAGCCGGCGGGUUUAGCUGGUGUCGUUCGAUUGAAGCAGGUCGCGCAGAAUUUGGUCGAUCGACCACCAGCUAAAAUCCUGCCCUGCUGGGUGAUGUGGCUAGCUACCUGAGCUAGUUUAUUUUUGUUUUUUUGUUCAACAAUUCAUUAGUGUUGUAAGAGCUCUAGCUGAAGCUGCUUGUGUUAUCGCAGUUAUCUGAAGUUAUGUUUAAAAAUGGAAAGAAUAAUAAUAGAAAGUUCCUCAUGUCA